CUUUAUCCACUCCACACUACUCACACUGCAACUGAAACAAAAUGCAAACCCUCUUAAACCCUCACCCAAUCUUCUUCCUCCCUCCUAAACCCUCCAUAAACCCUAACACUAACCCUAAAUCACACAAAUUCUCCAAAUUUAACUUCAAUCUCACCUCCAAUUUCACCCCCAAAGCUUUCUCCGCAGACGAAUUCCCGGUCGACGAAGAAUUCAUCCAAAAAUUCGGCCCGAAAGACGUCGAAACCGAAGACGAAGCUCGUCGCCGCAACUGGAUCGAAGGCGGCUGGGCUCCAUGGGAAGAAAUCCUCACUCCUGAAGCCGAUUUCGCCCGAAAAUCACUCAACGAAGGCGAAGAAGUGGAACUAACAAACCCUGACACAAUUGAGGCCUUCAAGAUGCUUAAACCUAGCUACCGGAAGAAGAAAAUGGAGGAAUUAGGGCUAACUGAGGACGAAUUUUACGCGAAACAGUUCGAGAUUAAGGGGGAGAUUCCAGAGAAGUUGACGACUGCUUGGGCGGGGCCGUUGGUGGUUCGGCAAGUGCCGCCGCGCGAUUGGCCGCCCCGAGGGUGGGGGGUGGAUAGGGAGGAACUAGAGUUUAUUAGGGAGGCUCAUAGGUUUAAUGAGAGAGUUGAGCUUGAUCAGGUGGUUAAUGAAGCUAGAAGUGAUACAGAUGGGUUGUGUUUGGAUAGAUAUAAGGUGUUUUUGAAGCAGUAUAAUGAGUGGGUUGAAGCUAAUAGAGAUAGGUUGGAGGAGGAGUCUUAUAAGUAUGAUCAAGAUUAUUUUCCUGGUAGGAGGAAAAGAGGGAAAGAUUAUAAAGAGGGAAUGUAUGAGCUACCAUUUUACUAUCCGGGACAAAUUUGUGUUGGCAAAGUGACUACUUUGCAUCUUUAUCAAGGUGCUUUUGUUGACAUUGGAGGUGUACAUGACGGGUGGGUCCCCAUUAAACGAAAUGAUUGGUUUUGGAUCCGACAUCAUGUAAAAGUUGGCAUGCAUGUCAUUGUUGAAAUUCUGGCAAAGCGAGAUCCUUACCGUUACCGGUUUCCUAUAGAGAUGCGUUUUGUCGACCCUAAUAUUGACCACCUUAUUUUUAAGAGAUUUGACUACCCACCGAUUUUCCAUCGUGAGGAAGAUACUAAUAUGGAUGAGUUGCGUCGUGAUUGUCGAAGACCGCCUAUUUCUAAGGAUGAUCCGGGAAUCAAGGUAGAGGAGGAACCACUAAUAUGUAAUCACCCUUACGUUAAUACGUUGUGGCAAAUACAUGUUGCUGAACAAAUGAUUAUGGAUGAUAUGGAGAUUAAUCCCGAUAAAUACAAGGGUAGAAAGUUGUCAGAGCUAACCGAUGAGGUGGAAUUUGAUGAAGAGAACAGUGUUCAAUAUACUCAAGAUUAUUACAAGGAAAGUUUGUUACCCAAAACGAUUGUGAACGUGAGCAUAAAAGAUCUCGACUUGGAAGCUGCGUUUGAAGAGCGCCAGUAUCAUAAUGCAUUGAAAGCACAAGCCAUGGAACAAGGCGCAACGUCUUACAGAAUAGACAAGUUGAGGCGUAAUCAUGAAAUGGAUGAAUAUGAUUUAGUUCAUUGGCGUCGGUCAGUCGAGGAAAGAGAAGCUUUACUUAGAGACAUAAGCUGCCGAAGAGCGGUUGGUCUACCAUUGGAAGAACCUGGAAGGUACCACGAUCCAAGCACGGUUGCAAAAGACAAAUACGACCCUGAAAACCCACUGUAUAGAUACGACUAUUGGGGAGAACCAAAGAGUUCUGAAAAAACUAAACAAGAGCGAUUGAGAGAUUUCCACAACAAAGGAAUUAUAGGCAGGGGAAUGGUGUGGUAUGAAACUUCAUAUGAAGAUGCAAUGAAGAACCGGGACGAAACACGGGCCAAUGAAUUGAAGCAAAUGCAACACGAAGAGGAAGACGAUGAUGAUGAGGUGGACGACAUCAUUUACGAAAUUGUUUCAGAGCCACAGCCCGAGGUUAACGGGGUUCAAACUAAUGUUUUUUCGGAUGAAUACUAUGAUUAAGUAUUUGUUGUUGUUGUAGCAUGUAUGUAUAGAUGAUUGUGAGACAUUUAGGGUGUUACCAUGAGUAUUUUUGAACGUUUGGUGCUGAAUCUAUAAAUUUUUGUUUUUCUUUUUUA
Molecule: messenger RNA, 2137 nt
Organism: Helianthus annuus (common sunflower)
Lineage: Eukaryota; Viridiplantae; Streptophyta; Magnoliopsida; Asterales; Asteraceae
Product: protein PLASTID TRANSCRIPTIONALLY ACTIVE 10
Exons: 12
Coding region: 42-2021 (659 amino acids)
Cellular component (GO): chloroplast; plastid-encoded plastid RNA polymerase complex
Molecular function (GO): RNA binding
Source: RefSeq, a predicted model, not a curated record